This is a messenger RNA of Orussus abietinus, 1964 nucleotides long. RefSeq names its product calreticulin (gene Calr). Bases 79 to 1299 code for a protein of 406 amino acids. The record is from RefSeq and is a predicted model, not a curated record. Gene Ontology annotation, biological process: protein folding. The transcript has 8 exons. Gene Ontology annotation, cellular component: endoplasmic reticulum membrane; endoplasmic reticulum. NCBI's taxonomy places the organism in Eukaryota, Metazoa, Arthropoda, Insecta, Hymenoptera, Orussidae. Gene Ontology annotation, molecular function: calcium ion binding.
UGGCGUUCCGGCAUUAUCGGUUGGUUCGUUACGUGGAUAGGUCCGUCUUGCUUGGGGUUCUCAUCUUCGGACGCCCAAAUGCGGUCCCUCUGCGCAUUAUUCGCCGUCCUGGCGAUCUCCGCUGUAACCGCGGAAGUCUUCUUCGAAGAGAAAUUCCUCGACGAUUCUUGGGAGAAGGAAUGGGUAUACUCGGAGCAUCCUGGGAAGGAGUUUGGAAAAUUUGUUCUUAGCCAUGGCAAAUUUUGGAAUGAUCCAGAAAAUGACAAAGGUAUCCAAACUUCGCAAGAUGCAAGGUUUUACGCCUUGAGCAGGAAGUUUACACCAUUUAGCAACAAGGAUAAACCACUUGUCAUUCAGUUCUCUGUUAAACAUGAACAGAAUAUUGACUGUGGUGGUGGUUAUUUAAAGGUGUUUGACUGCUCACUGGAUCAAAAGGACAUGCAUGGAGAGAGUCCAUAUUUGAUAAUGUUUGGUCCGGACAUUUGUGGACCUGGUACCAAGAAGGUGCACGUCAUCUUCAAUUAUAAGGGAAAGAAUCUUCUGAUCAAUAAGGACAUUCGUUGCAAAGAUGAUAUCUACACUCAUAUUUACACACUUGUCGUUAACCCAGAUAAUACAUACAAGGUAUUUAUCGACAAUGAAGAAGUAGAAUCUGGAGAACUGGAAGUAGACUGGGACUUCUUGCCACCAAAGAAAAUCAAGGACCCAUCGCAGACCAAACCAGAAGAUUGGGAUGACAAAUCUACCAUACCUGAUCCCGAUGAUAAGAAACCUGACGACUGGGACAAACCAGAAUACAUUCCUGACCCCGAGGCAUCUAAACCUGAAGAUUGGGAUGAUGAAAUGGAUGGGGAAUGGGAAGCUCCUAUGAUUAAUAACCCAGAUUACAAGGGCGAGUGGAAACCAAAGCAAAUUGACAACCCGAAUUACAAAGGACCCUGGGUUCAUCCAGAAAUUGAUAAUCCAGAAUACACGGCUGACCCUAACCUUUAUCAUAAAGAUGAAAUCUGUGCCGUUGGAUUUGAUUUAUGGCAAGUGAGGGCCGGUACCAUCUUUGACAAUGUUCUUAUCACAGAUGACUUAGAGACUGCUAAGAAAUUCACAGAAGAAGUCGGAAAACCGACCCUUGAAGGAGAAAAGAAAAUGAAGGAAGCACAAGAUGAAGAGGAAAGAAAGCAGAAGGAAAAGGAGAACAAAGAAAGCUCAGAAGACAAAGACGAAGAUGAAGAUGAGGAUGAUGACGAAGAAGAAGAAGACAAUGCUAUUCCUGAUGUGGAAGAGAAACACGACGAAUUGUAAAUACGUGUCAGCAGGCACAAACACAGACUGUAUUCCAGGAGCUAUACGGUCGCGACAUGCACUAGCCACAAUGGCACACACACACGCGACUUCGAGAUGGAUUUCCGUAUAGCAUAUAUGAGAGGGGUUCUUCCAAUGUCGCGUAGACGGAAAACGUGAUAUAAACGUAAAAUGGAAACCCUUGCAGUCAACGCCUCAAACUCGAAGAGUGACUUUUGAAGAUCCUGAUAGAAGACAGCAAAUGCUGGGAAUCUGCCAAUUCGGGGAUUACAUGAUCACUCGAUCGCCCUCCUUGCCUAACGACGGACGAGGUGGUCGAUUGAAUCGCGUGGGUGUGUGUGUGUUACACUCGCGAGCAAGCAAAAAAAAGUUGUCUUUACCUGCGCCUACAAGUGCGCUGUGCCGUCGCAGCUCCAAAAGACUUAAGUUGUUCCGUUUUUGUUUGUCGAGUGUUUUUAUAUACAUAAAGAGUAAUUGAAAAAUGUAAUUUAAUAACGCUAUAUAAUAUUAUUUCGUUCUCCGUACGGCGUAUGCGUAAUUCACUCCGUAACUACUAGUAGUUAAGUCAAAGUGGACGGUGCGUGCAAAAAUGACUGAGUGAUAAUAAUUGAUAAUUAUAUCAAGCCACCAAUAAUCGUGUAAUAAAUAAAUAAGACUUUUCUAGA